Messenger RNA from Botrytis deweyae, 633 nucleotides. RefSeq lists its product as uncharacterized. The transcript has 2 exons. The coding region runs from base 1 to 633 and encodes 210 amino acids. The record is from RefSeq and is a predicted model, not a curated record. NCBI's taxonomy places the organism in Eukaryota, Fungi, Ascomycota, Leotiomycetes, Helotiales, Sclerotiniaceae.
AUGUCUUUUCUCACAACAACCCACCAAACCCUCACUGUCACCCCUAUCCCUCCUCAUAUUCCCAAGGCCCAGGUGCUUGCCCUACUACACAACCAUUCGAAAAUGAUAAGCUUGAACCCCCUAGUAACAUCCCACACUCUCCUCCCACCCACGCAUAUCCUUGCCGUCGAUUUCUUCAAAACCGAGCCCCCAUCCCUCCAACCAAGCACUUCGUGUCCCUGUGAGAUUUGGGAAGUAACAGAUGAUAUGUCCGCUGCGGAAGGUGACAAUGGAGGAGGAUGGCGCGGUGGUUGGGCAAAACGAUUUGUCCCCGACCAAAUCACAUAUACAUCGAGUCUCCAAGAUCGCGAAGACGGAUUACUUAGUGUUACGCAUGCGCCAAUGGGGGUACAUAGUGUGACGACGUGGAUUGUGAGGGAAGCGGGGCCCGGGGAAAGUUCGUUAACGCUUGGGGAGGGGAGAUUGGUGCUCGAGGAGAGGGGAGUUGUGAGGGCGAGUAGAAUGUUGAUGGGAUUUAUAAAGACGACCUUGCAGGAGAGUGACGAGAAGUUGGUAAAGGACUUCAUGAGGGUUUUGAAGGAGAAUGGUGCGGAUGGAGAAGAGGUGGAAAAUGGGGCGAAGGGAGAAUUGUAG